Penicillium soppii is the source of this 1542-nucleotide messenger RNA. RefSeq lists its product as uncharacterized. The coding region runs from base 1 to 1542 and encodes 513 amino acids. Lineage: Eukaryota; Fungi; Ascomycota; Eurotiomycetes; Eurotiales; Aspergillaceae. The record is from RefSeq and is a predicted model, not a curated record. The transcript has 2 exons.
AUGGUUGAUGUUCCUCCAAACAACCCCAACCACCCUCGGUGGCUACUUGAUCUCGAACAAUGGGCGAUCCGUGACUAUCGAGAGAUCGAAGACGACGUGAUACAGAAAGGAUAUGGCAUUAUCUCCUAUACCUGGGGCAGGUGGGCCUCAUGGAACGAGCUCCCCCUUGACCUGCCGCAAGGAUUACUGUGGCGAAUUCCGAUUGUUGAAAGCCUGCCUCUGGUCCUAGCUCGGCGGGUAGUUUCGAGCAUGGAUAUUCGAUACGUGUGGUGGGAUUGGAUGUGUGUUCCCCAGGGAAAUGCAGAUACAUUGUCCCCAGAUCUAUUACAGGCCAAGGGGCAAGAGGUUGGAAAGCAAAUGGUAAUCUACCAAGGGGCAAAGAAAAGCAUCGUAUGGCUUCAUCUCACGGAGUGGGGUGUGGAUUCUCCAAUCGAGAAGUUGCUGAAGAAUCAGUUGGAUAGGCAGAGCCUCCCUGCGUAUCUAGAAGCUGUUGAUGGCCUACUCCAAGCCAUUCGGGAGGGUGAGCCUUGGUUGACCUCUGGCUGGACACUACAGGAAGGGGUCCUUCUUAGUGAAACUCUUCUGUUGGAUCACAACGGUAAGACACUAUCCGAUGAGCGUUUCCUCCACAACCAAGGCCAGGCCUCCGUCCUCGAUCUUACAGCCGGUCUCACAACAUUCGCAAUCCACAUUGCCACGGCUUUCCUGAAGAUCAGUGAGACGAAAGAUGGAGGUGACUACGACGAAGUAGUUAGGCUCAUCAGUGAAUCGCCAGAAAGCUAUCAGUCUGUUGCACAGUUCCUCUCCCGUCUCCUGCGCUCAGGUCUAAUCGCCUACACCAAGAAGUCCCCGCUGUACAUCCUAGCCGGAAAGCUUUCGCGCAAAUUCGGUGUCGAGGCAGAUCAAUGCUGGGCAUUGUUAGGAGCACUGGACCUAGGGAAUGUUACUCCGUGGUACGAUAAUUCCCAGGAUAUGGACCGCGUCAAGUCCGUCUUCUUUGCAAAUCUGCUUCAGGAACAUCAGUGGUCCACUUUACUGGUUGCCAACGGAAGUAAAGUACCGGAGCUUUCUGAACUACCGUGGCACAUCAAAUUAACUGAUGGUAAAUACCUGCCUUUGGGGAUAUUUUUUGACGUCAAUUGGAGGCCGAACCUCCCGGGUCUGUCGUGGACUCACCCAACUCCCAAAAAUGAUGCGAUUCACAUCCAGACCAAGACCGGAGCGCCAUUCGCCGUUGUGAAGGUUGGUGAGAACGGGAAAGCGCUCUGCAGGCGCUACGAACAGCUUUCGAGUCCUGACGGGGCAGAAUACAUUCAUGUUGUUUCUCUUAGGCCCUUGGAACCUUCCCCGACGAUGUACUUCCCAAUUGCAGAUCUGGAAGCUAGGCCAAACAUGCCUGGAGCACGCUGCAUUGAAAUUAUUCCUACCGGAUCAGGGCCUCAUGCUGCUGGUAUAUUCCAGGGCGUGAUUGAUAUUUGGGCAACUGAAGCUACUUUGAUAGAGACUCACUUCACCAAAAUUUCAAUGCUCAGCGGGGUCUAA